Molecule: messenger RNA, 2164 nt
Organism: Triticum urartu
Lineage: Eukaryota; Viridiplantae; Streptophyta; Magnoliopsida; Poales; Poaceae
Source: RefSeq, a predicted model, not a curated record
CCAAAUCGUCGCACCCGUUUCGCACUUACCACCCUCUGCUUUCCUCCCAAUCACACAGCCGCGCCUCUCUCUUCUCCGUCUCACUCUUGUCCCCCACGCCCCCGCUUCUGGGAAGCGGCCUUCUGAACCUUCUCUCCGGCUAGGGUUCCGGCUCCGACGGCGGCGAGGAUGUGUGCCGCGCGGCCGCGGAGGUGAGGCGGCGGACGUGGUGGGAUAAGGAUUGGUGUUGGUAUUGGGAUUGGAGGAAGGGGGUGGCGGUGGUCGGGAUGGACCCGGACUUCUCCCGGGCGAGCGGCGGCCCGAGCUUCGAGUUCGCCUUCAACUCGGUCAACUUCUCCGACCGGGUCCUGCGGAUCGAGAUCGUCGCCGGGGACGACGCGCCGGGGGCCAAGGGCGCCGCGGGCGAGGGGUGCUCGUCCAUCGCCGACUGGGCGCGCCACCGCAAGCGCCGCAGGGAGGACCUCCGCCGCGACAAAGGUGGGGAAGGUUGGCCUACGUCUCGUCAUCAUUUCGAAUGUGGAAAGUAUAUGUCAGAACCAGCAAACAUCAAAAUUGAAGCAGAUGAACGUGAUACCUAUGAGGAAACCAACGAGGAGCCUGUAGCUAUGAUAGAAGAAUCUCCACCUGAUAUUGGACAAGAUGGUGAGGAUGGAGAAAGCAGUGACUCAUCCUGGAAUAUGGAGUGCAAUCAGGUUUUGAGAGUGAAGUCUAUAUAUAUCAGCUCUGCGAUUCUAGCUGCAAAAAGUCCCUUCUUUUACAAGCUUUUCUCAAAUGGCAUGAAAGAAUCCGACCAGAGGCAUGCAACUCUUAGAAUAACUGCUUCAGAGGAAAGUGCCCUUAUGGAGCUUUUAAGUUUUAUUUACAGUGGAAAGUUGACGACCAAUCAGCCAACCCUUCUGCUUGAUAUCUUGAUGAUGUCUGACAAAUUUGAAGUUGUUUCUUGCAUGAGACACUGCAGUCAACUACUAAGAAGCUUACCUAUGACCACAGAAUCUGCACUUCUCUAUCUAGAUCUGCCUUCCAGCAUUUCAAUGGCUGCAGCAGUUCAGCCACUGACUGAUGCUGCCAAGGAAUUCCUCGCCAACAAAUACAAGGAUUUGACUAAGUUUCAGGAUGAAGUGAUGAACAUCCCCCUUGCUGGGAUUGAAGCCAUCUUAUGUAGUAAUGACCUUCAGGUGGCAUCAGAGGACGCAGUCUAUGACUUCGUGAUCAAAUGGGCUCGUGCUCAAUACUCAAGAACGGAAGAAAGACGUGAAGUCUUGGGGACUCGUUUGCUGCCACUUGUUAGGUUUUCUCAUAUGACCUGCAGGAAGUUGCGGAAGGUCCUUGCAUGCAGUGAUUUGGAUAAUGAGCAAGCAACUAAAAGUGUCACUGAUGCACUCCUGUACAAAGCUGAUGCACCACAUCGACAGCGCGCCCUUGCUACAGAUGUGUUGACCUCUAGGAAAUAUACUGAACGAGCUUACAAAUAUCGCCCACUUAAGGUGGUGGAAUUUGACCGACCGUAUCCUCAAUGCAUAGCAUACUUGGAUCUGAAGCGCGAGGAGUGUGGCCGACUAUUCCCAUCUGGGCGGAUUUACUCGCAAGCAUUCCAUCUUGCUGGACAGGGAUUCUUCCUCUCAGCACAUUGCAACAUGGAUCAGCAAAGCGCUUUCCACUGCUUUGGUCUCUUCUUGGGGAUGCAAGAGAAAGGCUCAACGAGUGUUACCGUGGACUACGAGUUUGCUGCAAGGACAAGGCCAUCGGGUGAGUUUGUCAGUAAGUACAAGGGCUGCUACACCUUCACUGGUGGAAAGGCGGUUGGCUACCGCAAUCUCUUCGCAAUUCCCUGGCCGUCGUUUAUGGCUGAUGAUAGCCUCUUCUUCAUCAAUGGGGUACUACAUCUGAGAGCAGAAUUGACCAUAAAGCAACUCUAGUUGGUGCUUGGCGCACUACUAACCUCAUCUGUCCUUGCUCACACCUCAGUUCGUGCAACGAUGGGCCUCAGUGUGGAAAAUCUUGUGUCAUUCGAACAUGUUAUUACUCUGUGCCAAAAUAGACACUUCUGAAAUGAGAAGCCAAAUCCUUUGUUUUACAUAAAAAGAGGACUGUCAUGUUAUGCAUUUAGUUUUGAACUUUGGAAACUGAAGAUUUGACACCGAGAAUCAAAGUUACAUUCUGAACA